GAAGGCUAAAACCUAGUCAGGGUGGUGGCUAAAACCCGGUUAGGAGCAUUAUCCACCGUUACACCCCCUACAGGUUAAAAGAAUAACUACUCAGAAGAAAAGUAGAAUCAGCAGCAGAAGGAGACAGACCAUAAGAUGUCAGCUGCAUUAGGCGGGAAAUCGCUGGCUCUGUGUCAUGGAGCAAAGGAUGGUUUUGUUAGAGUGAGGAAAAGAGAUUUAGAGAAGCUAACCACAGAAGUCAUGCAGCUGAGGGAGUUCCUGCCCAGAGUUCUGAAUGGGGACCUGAUUGAAAUGCUGCGUAAAUCUCGAGCAGCACAGACACUGAAGGAGCAACUUGCACAGGAACAGGAGCAGCUGCGACAGGAGUGUCUUCAUCUUCAGUCCCGACUGGAUGCAGUGCAGACUGAAUGUCAGAAAGAGAGAGAGGAGAAGCUGCUGUUGCGUGAGCAGCUGUGGCAGAGUGGAGCAGAGCUGCAGCAGCAGGCAGACUUCUGCUCUGGUCUGGGAUCUGCAGCUUGCAAUCUGCUGUGGAGCUGCUCUGCCCGGGAGGACACAGUCACAACCUGGCUGGCUGAUGGGAAGCUGCAGUCCUUUUUGACUGUAGCUGCUCAGACUCUGGAGAGUUUUGUCAGGUCUCUGGAUGAAGAGGUGAAAACACAAACUGAGGACCACAACUCUCAGGAGCACCAGUUUGUGUUGGCUCUGGCUGGAACCAUUACAAACAUAGCAGCAGUAACGUGUGGGCGUGACUUCCUGUCCAGCUCGGCUCACAUUCUGCUGGACACUCUGAUGAAGCUGCUGGAGCUGAUGAAGCCUGGUGUCUUCCCCAAACUGAAAGUGUUGAUGCUGAUGGCUCUGUAUAAUGUCAGCAUCAGUGUUAGGGGGGUGAAGUACAUCAGUGAGAACCCAGGACUGCUGUCUCUUAUCUGGACCCUGCUGGAUGAUGGAGACUGGGAGGUGUGUCUCCACUCUCUGCGUCUUCUGCAGUCAGUGUUGUUGGAGGAGGAGGUGCUGCUCCUGCUGGGCUCCUCUCUGCUGGAUCCAGACUUCCAGGCUCGUGUCAGCCUGCUCACCUCCAGUGUGCAGCCCAGCCUGAGACUGGCUGCCCAGCAGACCCUGGAAGACCUGCAAGCACUCCAACAGGGUCAGGGGUGUAAACAGAGCAGCCUCUGAGAUUCAGCUGUGGAUUCAGCAUCUUCAGUCCAGUCCUCCCCCUGUGUUGUCUCUUCAUGUCACAUUACUUCUGUCUGUGUGCUGUUAUUAGCACAUUUUGUUUGCAAAGUGAGGUAACUGAAAAUAAACUGUAGAGAUGAAAGUUUUCAUCAAAGUAGGAAGAGCCUCUCACUGGUAUUUCUAAACUUUUAUAACCAUUUUACUUGCACUGUUCAAUGUUGAGCCUUCACAUUUGUUCACGUCACUGUGUCUUACUUGGUUGAUACACACUUAAUGUGAAUUUGAUAAUACAGGUUUGUACAAGAAAAUUAAAGAUGAUGUUUGCACA
This is a messenger RNA of Thunnus maccoyii (southern bluefin tuna), 1501 nucleotides long. Its product is annotated as heat shock transcription factor 2 binding protein. Bases 136 to 1173 code for a protein of 345 amino acids. The record is from RefSeq and is a predicted model, not a curated record. NCBI's taxonomy places the organism in Eukaryota, Metazoa, Chordata, Actinopteri, Scombriformes, Scombridae. Gene Ontology annotation, cellular component: cytosol. The transcript has 10 exons.